GGAGGGACCGGAGACCCCGCCCCCCAGAGUCUGGGGAAAUCGCCGUGUCCUGGGGAAGGGGUGGCGGCGGUGUACUGAGGGUGCCGAGACGUUGUGGUCUCUGUGUUUCCUGGUGGCCGGAGCCAGUAUCUCCGGGGACACGGAUGGCGCUCCCGGCUUCCUUUCCUUUCCAGCCACCGCCCUCCGCCCCCUCCUGGGGCCUGCAGAAAUGUAGUUAGUCCGUACCUCGUACCUCCUAACGCUUCCGCGCCAACUGUCCCCCCGGAACCGAGGGAGGAGUGGUCUAGGCCCCUUUAUUUUCCGCAGCUUUUUCUUACCCCUCCUCUCAGAUUGCUUAAGAUCAUCUCCGCGGGCUCCUUGCCCCGGCUAGCCCCAUCUCCUUACACCACCAAGCCCCCCUCAGCCCCCCAGCACACACCCAGAUACACUCACCCGUGAUCUUGUCACCUGUGAUGAUAGUAGUCCUUGGCGUCCAUUUGGCCAGAGGCUUUUCAGCUGCCACUGUGACAGACCCUGAGGUCCCCUCAAGCCAGUAGCUGCUGUCUCCACUUGCAACUUUCCUCUCCUCCCACUCCUAACAGCCAGUUUUGGCACCUCUUCUCAGCACCUGCGUUACUUUUAGCAGGAGUAUACCUACUUCUUGAGUGUCUUGAUUAAAAAUUUGUUUUUGUGCCAUGGAUAGGCUGUGUUCCUUCAGAAAGGUGUCAGUCUAAUUUUUGUUUUUCUGAACAAUGAAUGUUCUCAUCUUCUAGGCGCUUUGAUAACCCUGUCUGCCUUGGAAUCUGUACUGACCUCCCCAGAGGGAGACUCUUAGACCCAGCCUUUCUUGAACAACCUUGGUCCUGGGGAGCAGCGCUAGAUCCCAGGCUCUCAAUUAGAGGCUGGGCUUAGAACUGUUGCUUUUUCUCUAUCCACGCUCUGCAGGUGACACCCAGGGCAGCUACACUCAGAAGCCACAAGGAAUGCUAGUGGAGCCCCUCAUCCCUCCCAGCUUCUCUUCCAAGCUGCCCCGUGGGGCUUGAUCCAGGAAGCUACUUCAGAAAGCUAUACCCUUUUUGUACUCUGUGUAUAUACUAUAUUGCAGUAGACAAUCAUUCCAAGGGUACAACAAGGUUUACCACAAUGUGAGGGACUCAGCCAUUGCAAAUUGUACAGAUGAGGGCCCUUGGAAGAAAAUCCUCGCUGUGUCCAGGCUGAGGCGGGGGGCUAAUGACAGUGUGAGCUCUAGAUGGUGUGAGACCACCCCAAAGCCAAGAAAUGGCUACAGCCGUGGAACCAGAGGACCAGGAUCUUUGGGAAGAAGAGGGAAUUCUGAUGGUGAAACUGGAAGAUGAUUUCACCUGUCGGCCAGAGUCUGUCUUACAGAGGGAUGACCCGGUGCUGGAAACCUCCCACCAGAACUUCCGACGCUUCCGCUACCAGGAGGCAGCAAGCCCUAGAGAAGCUCUCAUCAGACUCCGAGAACUUUGUCACCAGUGGCUGAGACCAGAGAGGCGGACAAAGGAGCAGAUCCUAGAGCUGCUUGUGCUGGAACAAUUUCUUACCGUCCUACCUGGAGAACUACAGAGCUGGGUGCGGGGCCAACGGCCAGAAAGUGGCGAGGAGGCAGUGACGCUGGUGGAGGGUUUGCAGAAACAACCCAGGAGACCAAGGCGGUGGGUGACUGUCCAUGUUCACGGCCAGGAAGUCCUGUCAGAGGAGACGGUGCAUUUAGGAGUGGAGCCUGAGUCACCUAAUGAGCUGCAGGAUCCUGUGCAAAGCUCGACCCCCGAGCAGUCUCCUGAGGAAACCACACAGAGCCCAGAUCUGGGGGCACCGGCAGAGCAGCGUCCACACCAGGAAGAGGAGCUCCAGACCCUGCAGGAGAGCGAGGUCCCAGUGCCCGAGGACCCAGACCUUCCUGCAGAGAGGAGCUCUGGAGACUCAGAGAUGGUUGCUCUUCUUACUGCUCUGUCACAGGGACUGGUAACGUUCAAGGAUGUGGCCGUAUGCUUUUCCCAGGACCAGUGGAGUGAUCUGGACCCAACACAGAAAGAGUUCUAUGGAGAAUAUGUCUUGGAAGAAGACUGUGGAAUUGUUGUCUCUCUGUCAUUUCCAAUCCCCAGACCUGAUGAGAUCUCCCAGGUUAGAGAGGAAGAGCCUUGGGUCCCAGAUAUCCAAGAGCCUCAGGAGACUCAAGAGCCAGAAAUCCUGAGUUUUACCUACACAGGAGAUAGGAGUAAAGAUGAGGAAGAGUGUCUGGAGCAGGAAGAUCUGAGUUUGGAGGAUAUACACAGGCCUGUUUUGGGAGAACCAGAAAUUCACCAGACUCCAGAUUGGGAAAUAGUCUUUGAGGACAAUCCAGGUAGACUUAAUGAAAGAAGAUUUGGUACUAAUAUUUCUCAAGUGAAUAGUUUUGUGAACCUUCGGGAAACUACACCCGUCCACCCCCUGUUAGGGAGGCAUCAUGACUGUUCUGUGUGUGGAAAGAGCUUCACUUGUAACUCCCACCUUGUUAGACACCUGAGGACUCACACAGGAGAGAAACCCUAUAAAUGUAUGGAAUGUGGAAAAAGUUACACACGAAGCUCACAUCUUGCCAGGCACCAAAAGGUUCACAAGAUGAACGCGCCUUACAAAUAUCCCCUAAACCGGAAGAAUUUGGAAGAGACCUCCCCUGUGACACAGGCUGAGAGAACUCCAUCAGUGGAGAAACCCUAUAGAUGUGAUGAUUGCGGAAAGCACUUCCGCUGGACUUCAGACCUUGUCAGACAUCAGAGGACACAUACUGGAGAAAAACCCUUCUUUUGUACUAUUUGUGGCAAAAGCUUCAGCCAGAAAUCUGUGUUAACAACACACCAAAGAAUCCACCUGGGAGGCAAACCCUACUUGUGUGGAGAGUGUGGUGAGGACUUCAGUGAACACAGGCGGUACCUGGCGCACCGGAAGACGCACGCUGCUGAGGAACUCUACCUCUGCAGCGAGUGCGGGCGCUGCUUCACCCACAGCGCAGCGUUCGCCAAGCACUUGAGAGGACACGCCUCAGUGAGGCCCUGCCGAUGCAACGAAUGUGGGAAGAGCUUCAGUCGCAGGGACCACCUCGUCAGGCAUCAGAGAACACACACUGGGGAGAAACCAUUCACGUGCCCUACCUGUGGAAAAAGCUUCAGCAGAGGAUAUCACUUAAUUAGGCAUCAGAGGACCCACUCAGAAAAGACCUCCUAGCUAGGUCCCCAUGUGAGGAGAUCUGCUUUCAGCCCUCACCUAAGGGAGGUGAGGAAGAGGAAAAGCCCUCUUGUCAGCCUGGGAAGACCUUUUCGAGGGAGUCUCCCUGACCUGCUCAGAUCUGACAUUACCUCUUCCUGCAACUAAACACGAGCCUGGGCAGAACCUCUCAGCCUUCCUCUACGCCUUGAGGGGAUGUUUCAUCCAAAGUACAACCUGAAUUGAGGCUUCUCCUUCACUGGAGUGCACCUGCCUCUACCUCAUGGGUAUAAAGUAGGAGAACUAAGAGACUUAAGAGGUCGUGGUUCCUAUAUCGUCCAAAAAAUAGGCUGUUACAUAUCCUAAAGACUGCUCAACAGCUUCAAGUUGAAAGUGGCCAAGGACAGCCCCUUAGGUUUGGGAAGGGACGAGCCUGAAGGAUUCUGUCUUUACUGGGGUCAAAUCUUAAAGCACACAGCUCUGGACUCAAGACAGGAGGUUUGCGUCCUGAUGGCUUUGCCACACAUUCACAGGAUAACUGCAUAGAUCCCUCGCUGUCUGAUUCACUUCUUACCAUGCACUUUCCUUUGAUGCUGAGGAGAAAUGGAAGUGGGCGAAAAAUCUCAAGGCUGCUUCAUGUGGACCUUGUCAAGCUGCUCCCUCCCCCAGCGUCAAAUUGUUAUCAGGUGCCAAACACUGCUAGAAAGGAGGGCCUAGUCAGAAGCCUCUUUCCAUACGAGUUUUGGUUUUGUUUUUAAUAUUUUUUUCUAUUAAAAUACUCAUGCAUUUAACCUUCCCGUUAUUCAACCAGUCUCUUGGUUGCAUCCCUAGCACUUCUACUACAAGUGAGAUGGUAGUGUUUGAGUGCUUAUUGAGUAAAGCAUAAUUCGGUCAUAAUGAAAUCGUUCACAUUCCCUCAUAUGCACAAGCCCACCAACCCCUUCACACCCCCCUUCACAGGGGUCGUAUGAGUAAGGGGAUUUGGAAACUGUCAACUUACAAAGGCACUAUAACAAUUACAGAAUCAUGAUUGCCAUGGGCCACUUUAUUUACAUGAAGACAACUGGAGAACGACUAAGACCAAAUUAUGGAAAAUAAGAAAAAGCUGUUGCUGGCAAGACCAUCAAGACUGUUCUGACACCCUGUCCCCAUCAUCCCUGACUGAGUACUCUGACAUCACGGAAAGUGUUGAACCUGGGACCCUGAGGAAUUCACCAGGAGUAAAUGGCUUUCAUGUAUUUGUGUUGUUUGCUUUUUCUUACGUGAUUUUAUGUUCAUAGAGCUAGAAAGUAGCAUCUCAUGAUGGCCCAACAAUCUCUGUUGCCAGUUAAAGGUUCCUUGGAGAUGAGGCUGAAUAAUUAUGAACCUCACCUUCUCUGAUUGUGGGAGUGGCAAGAACUGGGGAGACGUCCUCCAUAAGUGGAGCACAGGGUAUGGGGUUAAAGCAUGACAGGGAGAGUCUUCUGUGCCUGGUUUCUUCUCCUCUAUCUCAUAAUGCAUUAUGGGCCCGAGGAAUAGGGGAGGGUUAAUAAGACUCCAACCCUAAUGGCCCAACAGGGAAAUUCUCAUUUUGGUCGAUGAUAUUCUGAUGGACUGGUUUGGUCUUAAUACCAGUCAACCGUUGUCCUUCUGGAAAUAUACAUAUAUGAAAUAAAUAAAGGUAACACUUGCAGCCAAGUUCCCUGGUUUCUGGGACUUCCCAUCUUACCCAUUCCUUUUCCAGGGCUUCAGUGUCCUGAUACUUCUGAGGGUGGUUCAUACUCAAAUAGAUCUGGGAGUACAGAGUAUUUUUCCUUGAGGAAAGGAAGGGUUGGGAUGAUUAGCAGAGUCCGGUGAAACAUAUGCACUCUGAGAUAAGAUCCAAGCCUGGAGUUUGCAGAAGAUACUGUCCUAAUAAGCAGGCAUUUCUAAACCAAGUAUCUAAGCCUAAGCACAGCUUGUCCUGGGUGAAAUGUCUGCCACAAAAGAUAGUUUCUCCUAGCUCAGACUUAACCAUUUAUAAAGGUUGGUAAAAUACUGGCAGUGACAACAAAUUGACUUUUUAAUUUUCUUAUUUGCAUUAUUCCAAUAAAUGAAAAUCUGUCAGAGUUCUACAUGAGGGAAA
Molecule: messenger RNA, 5287 nt
Organism: Homo sapiens (human)
Lineage: Eukaryota; Metazoa; Chordata; Mammalia; Primates; Hominidae
Gene: ZNF202
Product: zinc finger protein 202
Exons: 8
Coding region: 1258-3204 (648 amino acids)
Biological process (GO): negative regulation of DNA-templated transcription; regulation of DNA-templated transcription
Cellular component (GO): nucleus
Molecular function (GO): sequence-specific double-stranded DNA binding; DNA-binding transcription factor activity
Source: RefSeq, a predicted model, not a curated record